UGCCAGAGGCUCGCGGGUCCCGGAACGCAUCCCGUCGCUGGGGCUGCCGCCGUGGCAUGGGCGCCACGGGCUCGCUCUGGGUUUUCUUGGCUCUCUUCGCGCCAGGGGUUCUCGGUCAGUGUAAGUUCCUGCCAAGGUAUCAUUUUGCUAAGCCUCAUGUUCAGAGUGAUCAGUCUGAGUUUGCUGUUGGGACAUCUUGGGAAUACAGAUGUCUCCCUGGGUAUACCAAGAAGUCAUUCUUUAUCACCUGCUUAGAGACCUCCAAGUGGUCAGAUGCUCAGCAGUUCUGUAAACGUAAAUCAUGUAUGAGUCCUAGAGAACUCCUCCAUGGCUCUGUGCUUAUCCCUGAGGGUAUCAAGUUUGGGUCAACAAUCACAUAUUCUUGUAAUAAAGGAUAUCGACUCAUUGGUGGCUCAUCUGCUACAUGUAUUGUCUUGGACAAUACUGUAAUCUGGGAUAAGGACAUGCCUUUUUGUGAAUCUAUUCCUUGUGAGUCACCCCCAACCAUCUCCAAUGGGGACUUCUAUAGGACCAGUGAAGAUACCUUUUACUAUGGCAUCGUGGUAACUUAUCAUUGCAAUGUUGGACCACGUGGGGAAAAGCUGUUUGACCUCGUGGGUGAGAAGUCAAUAUAUUGCACCAGUCAAGACAAUCAAGUUGGUGUCUGGAGCAGCCCACCCCCUCAAUGUAUUCCUCAAGUCAAAUGCCCAUUUCCAGAAAUUGAAAAUGGAAUUGUGGAAUCCGGAUUUAAACGUUCGUUUUUCUUAAAUGAUACAGUGAUGUUUAAGUGUAAACCUGGCUUUACCAUGAAAGGCAACAACAUGGUGUGGUGCCAACUAAACAGCAAGUGGAAUCCUCCACUGCCAACAUGCUUCAGGGGGUGUCUACCACCUCCACAUGUCCACCAUGGUAAUUAUAACAAAAGGGAUAAGGAGUUCUUUACAAUUGGACAGGAAGUGUCCUACAGCUGUGACCCUGGCUACACUCUCAUUGGAUCUAACCUUGUGCAGUGUACAUCCUUGGGAACCUGGAGCCAUGCAGCCCCCACAUGUGAAGUGAAAUCAUGUGAUGCCAUUCCAAACCAACUUCUCAAUGGCCGCGUGGUUCCUCCUCCUAACCUCCAGCUUGGGGCAGAGGUUUCCUUUGUUUGUGAUGCAGGGUUCCGAUUAAAUGGCAAAUCUUCUAGUCAGUGUGUCCAAGAAGGAAUGACAGUAAUCUGGAGUAAUAAGUUUCCUGUCUGUGAACGAAUUUCUUGUGACCCUCCUCCUCCUAUAAAAAAUGGUCGGAACAGUGCUUACUCGCAACCUAUACAUCUUGGUACCGUAAUAAGGUACAUUUGUGUGGCUAAAUAUCGUCUCAUCGGAGAAAAAGUUAUUUUGUGUAUAAGUAAAGACCAAGUGAAUGGAGUCUGGGAUAAACCUGUUCCUGUAUGUGAAUAUUUCCAAAAAGAUUCUUCUUGCUCUGAGCCCACCGUACCAGGGGGAUACAGAAAUAGAGAAGCUAGACCACCAUACAAACAUGGUGAUUCUGUGACAUUUACCUGUAAAGCCAACUUCACCAUGAAAGGAAACAAAACUGUUUGGUGCCAAGCAAAUAAAAUGUGGGGCCCAACGCCACUACCGACCUGUGAGAGUGAUAUCCCUCUGCAGUGUCCAACACUUCCUGAGAUCCACAAUGGACAUCACACAGGGCAAAAUGUGGGCCAGUUUGCCCCGGGAUUUUCUGUGACUUACAGUUGUAAACGUGGCUACUUGCUUAAUGGAGAAAAGAUCAUUAGGUGUCUAUCUUCUGGAGACUGGAGUGCUGCCCCUCCCACAUGCAAAGAGGCACGGUGUGACACUCCAGCUCAGCUUCUCAAUGGGCGGGUAGAGGUACCUCAAAGUCUUCUGGCUGGAGUGACUGCGAAAUUCUCCUGUAAUGAAGGGUACAGAUUACAAGGCCAACCUUCUAGUCAGUGUGUAAUUGCUGGAAAUAAAGCUAUUUGGACCAAGAAACCUGUAUGUGAAGAAAUUCUUUGCCCACCACCUUCUCCUAUUCUCAACGGAAGACAUACAGGCAGCUCUUCAGGGAAAUUUUCAUAUGGAAGCAGUCUCACUUACACUUGUGACCCAGACCCGGAGAAAGGAGUGAAAUUCAUCCUUAUUGGGGAGAACACUAUCCGUUGUACCAUGGAUAGUCAGAAGUUGGGGACCUGGAGCGGCCCUGCACCACGCUGUGAACUUUCUACUUCUGCGGUUCAUUGUCCACAUCCCCAGAUCCUGAGAGGCCAAAUGUCAUCUGUGCCAAAAGAUCAAUAUUCCUAUAAUGACACGGUGGUAUUUGCUUGUGAGCCCAGCUUCACCUUGAAGGGCAGUGGGAAAAUACGAUGUAAUGCCCAAGGCACGUGGGAGCCAUCAGUGCCCGUCUGUGAAAAGGAAUGCCAGCCACCUCCUACAAUCCUCAAUGGGCAAAGAGAAGAUAGACGCCUGGUCCGAUUUGACCCUGGGACCUCCAUAAAAUAUAGCUGUAAUCCUGGCUAUGUGCUGGUAGGAGAAGAAUACUUAAACUGCACCUCGGAAGGAAAGUGGACACCCACUACCCCUCAGUGCAAAGUGGCGGAGUGUAAACCGAAAGGACCGCAACUCUUUGAAAAACCUCAGAAUGCGUUUAUUAGACCAGCUGUUUACUCUUCUUGCGGUGAAGGGUACCGGUUAAGUGAGAAUGCUUAUCAACAGUGUGAAGGUACAGUUCCUUGGUAUAUGGAGAUUCGUCUUUGUAAAGAAAUCACCUGCCCACCACCCCCUGUUAUCUACAAUGGGAUACACACAGGGAGUUCCUCCGAAGACGUUCCAUAUGGAACCAUAAUCACUUAUACGUGUAACCCCGGGCCAGAGAAAGGAGUCCAAUUCAACCUCAUUGGGGAGCGCACCAUCCGGUGUACAAGCACUGAUCGAGAGAGAGGCACCUGGAGUGGCCCCGCUCCUCUCUGUAAACUUUCCCUCCCUGAUGUCCAGUGCUCAGAAGUCAUCAUUGAAAAUGGAGUCAAGACAUCCAUAAAGCCAGCCCCAUAUUUCUACAAUGACACUGUGACCUUCAAGUGUAAUAAUGGAUAUACUUUGAAGGGUAGUGGUCAGAUUCGUUGCAAAGACAAUGAUAUCUGGGAUCCUGAAAAACCAGUUUGUGAAAAAGGAUGCCAGCCUCCUUCUGGGCUCCAUCACGGUCGGCAUACAGGUGGAAAUAUGGUCCUCUUUGUCCCGGGGACGACUGUAGACUACACUUGUGACCCUGGCUACAUGCUUGUGGGAAACAAAUCCAUUCAGUGUAUGCCUUCAGGACACUGGAGUCCCACUCCACGAUGUGAAGAAGCAUGUAGGGAUGUGACAACGCUUCCAGCUGAGGCACAUGUGGAACUAGUGAACACGGCCUGUCAAGACGGGUACCGGUUGACUGGACAUGCUUAUAAGAAAUGUCAAGAUGCUAAGAAUGGGGUUUGGUUCCAGAAGAUUCCACAAUGUAAAGCUAUUCACUGUCCCCCUCCACCUAAGAUUGACAACGGGAGGCACACGGGCAUGAUGGCAGAGCACUUUCUGUAUGGAAUUGAAGUCUCUUAUGAAUGUGACCAAGGAUUCUAUCUUCUGGGGAAGAAAAUUUUACAGUGCGGAAAUGAUUCUCUAGGACAUGGGUCUUGGAGUGAACCUCCCCCACGGUGCCUACAGUCUCCGCCUGUAACUCACUGCCCUAACCCAGAAAUCAAACAUGGAUACAAGCUCAACAAAACUCGUUCUGCAUAUUCCCACAAUGACCUAUUGUAUGUUGCCUGCAAUCCCGGCUUCAUCAUGAAAGGAAGUCACUUGAUAAGGUGUCAUACAGAUAAUACCUGGGUACCAGGGGUACCGACUUGUUUCAAAAAAGCUUUCUUAGAGUGUCAGCCUCCACCUACCAUCGCCAAUGGGUCUCAUACUGGUGGAAAUAAAGCUGAGUUUGCUGCUGGAAUGUCAGUCCUGUACAGCUGUGACCAAGGCUAUCUGCUGGUGGGAGAGGAGUUCCUUGUCUGCACAUAUGAGGGAACCUGGAGUCACCCUGCCCCUUACUGUAAAGAGGUAAACUGUAACUUCACCGAGAAUAUGAAUGGAAUCCAGAAGGGACUGGAGCCUGGGAAGAUGUAUCAGUAUGGAGCUGUUGUAACUAUGGAGUGUGAAGAUGGUUAUACCCUGGAGGGCAGCCCUCAGAGCCAGUGCCAAGGCGACCACCAGUGGAACCCUCCCCUGGCUGUCUGUACAUCCCGUUCAUUUGCUCCUCUUCUUUCUGGUAUCGUGGCAGGUUCAGUACUUGCUCUCUUCUUGGUUGGUGUCUCCUUAUACAUGAUACUUAAGUACAGAGAACACAAUUAUUAUACAAAUACAAGCCCUAAAGAUGGAGCUCUUCAUUUAGAAACACGAGAAGUAUACUCUGUUGAUCCGUACAACCCAGCAAGCUAAUCAGAAGACAAACUGAUCCUGUUUUCUGAAGAAGCAUGUCUUAUGGAAUGAUGUCUUCUAAUAGGCGUUAAAGGUUAUAAUUGAAUGAAAACAUUAACGCUCUCAUUAUUUGAACAUCAAGUUGCACCGCUGCCACCUAAACAGGAACAACCUAUUUCCAUGUGGUUUAUGACUUGGAAUCCCAUGGAACAUUCAUUGGAAAGACAUCACCUUAAGAUCAGCAAGUCUCUUUGUGUGGUCUCAACGUCAGUCAAGUGAUUUCAUAAGCUAAUAACUUCCUGUAUGUACUUAUUCCCAAGCAAAUCAAAGAAAAUUUGCUUGAUAUUAAAGACAGGAACUGAGGUUCACUGCCAUGAGCAGUGCAAGGCUUUGCCAAAGACUCCCUGUGAUCUGCCUAAAGCCAGGCUGUGGCAAUGAAAAAGGACAUGGCUUUAGAAGUGUCACCUUCUUACCAAAGCACUGAAAAGAGCUGUCCUCGCCUCUAGACCGAUCCUCUUUUGUAGCCAGCGUACUUACUGUUGCCAUAUGCUUUGGGUUUAAUGUGGCUUUAAUUGUUUAAGCCACAUACAGAGUACGCCCUGUGAUUAUGAUGGGCCUGCCUUUGGGGAAAGACUGGCUUUAUUUUAAUAGUAGCUUCCUUCUCUGAUGUGGUUAAAUAUUUCACUUUUAGCCCCAUUUGUUUUAAGUUUCUCUGACAAACUGUAUAUUCUUUGCCUUUUCCAUAAUCACUGAUUUCAAUUUACACAAGUUUUUUUUUUUUUAUUAUAGGAGUCAAGUUUUAAUUCUAAUGAUUUGGUAUAUAUUUCAAGCUUUGGAUAUUUUCUGAACAUUUUUAAUAUGUACAUUAGUCAUUCAAAUAAACUGUAUUUGCAAAACAA
Marmota flaviventris (yellow-bellied marmot) is the source of this 5335-nucleotide messenger RNA. The record is from RefSeq and is a predicted model, not a curated record. Lineage: Eukaryota; Metazoa; Chordata; Mammalia; Rodentia; Sciuridae.